UCAGGAUGUCGCUCCGUAAGGAAGAUAAAUACCAAGUGCACGUAGUCAGCUUCAGUGUGUCCACAGCACUGCUUCGAGAGCGUGUCUCUGUAUAAUUGGAAGGGUACAUAAAACAGUACACAAAUAGUACACAAAUACUGGUUUGUGUAUGCAGAAAACUUUUGUGGAAACAACUAACUAGAAAUCUUCACAAAGGAAUACAUUCGCAGGGAGAGUGAAGAGGAACCUCCCUUAAGAUACACUACAGUCUGGUGACCAGGGGAGUCCUGCAACGUGGGACAUACGAGCUUGGCUCUUAUUUGGCGAAGGAGACGUUGAACUGCAAUAAUGAAUCAAACAGACAAAAAUCAACAGGAAGUCCCAUCGUACCUUCAUGAUGAUCCACCAGAAGGUUCGUUAAAAGACCACCCGCAGCAGCAAGCUGGCAUGCUUUCUCGUGUGACUGGUGGCCUCUUCAGUGUCACAAAGGGAGCGGUUGGUGCCACGAUUGGGGGUGUUGCUUGGAUUGGAGGGAAGAGCUUGGAAAUUACUAAAACAGCAGUCACAUCUGUGCCUUCAAUGGGAGUGGGGCUAGUCAAAGGAAGUGUUUCUGCUGUAGCUGGAGGUGUUACAGCUGUAGGAUCUGCUGUUGCAAGUAAAGUGCCUUUAACAGGAAAGAAAAAGGAUAAGUCUGACUAAAAGCAAAACUGAGACAUACUUGAUUUUCCAGAAUACUACAUCAGUGGCAUUAAAAUCUGCUGAGAUUUGGACCAUGAGAAGCCAUGUGUCUUAGACACUUUAUCUUCUAGAGAGUUGUGCAAGUGACUCGAUUUCAUCUGCAAAGGAGAGAAGAAGCUUGGCUAGCCCGGCGUAUGAAGAUUUAUUAGAGCCUAGAUUGAAGCUUUGUAUCUGGUGAAAUGUUACACUUGAUAACUAUAGAAGCGAGUACCUGUAUCUGAAGGGAUAAUACAUAUUUGAAUAUUCAUUUACUGUAAGUGUUUUGCAGUUUUGUACUAAAAUGUGAACAUAAACUUGGUAGUCUCUGCAGUACCAUCAAUUUGACGAGAUGCCAUUUACUGUUCUCAGUGGUUUCCACAUUCUCCUGGUAAGGAUCCCUCAGCUGCGUAAUGGUAUUGUUGGAUGUACCUGAAUAAUUUCAGUCAUGAAAAUGGAUUUGCAGACAGGUGGUAAACGGCCGGUGACUGCGCUCUACCAGUACAGACAGGAGCAAAUGGAACCAGAGGUGUGCAGAAAUUGUGAGAGUGGGAGAUAGAAGUGAGGAAGUUUGACAGCGUGGUAGAAGGGAUCAUAAAGAGUAUGCUACCUUAAUGCCUUAUUAGAAAAAAAAAAAAAAAAAAAAAAGUCAACAAACUUUAACUAGGUGAAGCUGUGGAAAGAACUUGUCGUUCUGGAGCAGUUCAUGAGAAUGAGCUUUAGACUCUUUACGAAUCCUGGUAUCUGAAACCUUGUCAGUUUUUACUGAAAACAAGCUUGCUCCAUCUCAGGUGUAUUUAAUGAUAUGCAUCUAUCUCCUGCAAGUGAAAACUUGCUUCUAAUAAACUUCUUAUAGACACCAGAAAAAGUGAUGGCUUAAUGGAAGCUGGGCUGAUGUUUGUGGUCAUCACAGCUGUCUGACUUCAAAGAAAUUCCUUUGUGUAGUUGGAAACCACUGAAAAACUAGCAAAGCUGUUGUCCCAACUUCACGAUGCGCCAGGUUAGCUUCUUGCUCUGUUUCAGCAAAUGCAAGGAAUUUUUCACUACAUCUUUCUCUCAUAUUUUGCAUUUUGAUUUUUGAGUAAAAUGCGAUGUUUUAUUUAAAACAAACCAAAAAGGGUAGAUGAGGCCUUAAAAAAAAAAGGGAGAAACAUCAUCCAAGUAAAUUGUAUACUGACAAAUUCCAAACAUUGACACACCUCAGAUGGGAACAGCUGUAGGUCCUCUGCAGUGUGUGAAGCAAAAUGCACUUGUAAUGACACAGCUUGAGGUUGCCUUAAAAUAGCUGUUGCUGAUUAUUUUUUUUUUCGUGUGUGUGUGUGUGUACUGACUUUGCAAAUAAGUAACCUCUUUGGAAGCCCCUAGAAGAACGCUGUGAAUGUUGUGUAUGCAGUAUUUUCUAAAAACUCUUGUUUCCACAGAGAACUUCUAAGCACAUAAACAUACUUUUUCAGUGGCUGUGGUUGUACAAGAAGGAUAUAUAGGGAGACUUUUUAGAAAUUGAAAAAAAAAUCAGAACGUAUCACUCUUCUAAAGCUUAGUCCUAUAUUCAUGGGUGUUGAAAGUACACUGUGUGUAAAUUAUGGUACAGUAGUCACCUAGUCUUUCUGAGCCAUUGGCAUUUCAACUGCACUCUGGAACAACUUUAUAUGAUAUCAGUAAUUGUAUAUGUUGGUAGUAUGGUAUUUGUAAGCACUGGGAUUUGGGGCAGUGGGAAGAACAAAAACCCCAAAAUUGGCAUUAUCUGCUCCUUUUGUUAGAUGCACCGGCUGCUUAGCUCCAGUAUGCUGCAAGGGUGUGAUGAGGUAAGUUUAUGCAACAGAUGGAAGACUUGAACUGUUUUUUUAUAAUCGAAAGCUGAUUGCAAUAGAAUGUAGUGUAGUUUAAGGAUUCUAGUUAGCUCUAGAAAUGAGCUAGCUUGGAUAUUGGAGACAAACCAGCUACAGCAAAUGGUUUGGCACGGUCUGUUCCCCUGCAGUUUCCAAUGCAGACAUAUCCGCAGAAUGCUACCACUGAGCUCUUCAGAGUCACCCGUUUGGAGCAUAGUGAUAUUUGUAACACCCAACCAAACCCUUCCUAAUCGUUGGUCAUACCCCUUUUUUUAUUACAGUCUCUAAUUUUUCUACUAUGAAACUUGCUGCAAAACAAGUGUGGUCUGAGGUAAGCAAUGUUAGAUCUGUAAAGAGCUGCCAACACUUCAUUAUGUUUUGUUCUUGACAUAUCCAGUAGUUAUUACUUCUGAAUCUUGUAACUGAAACACUUUCACGUGGCAUAUGGUUUUAGUUUUCGAAAAGAGCUUUGUCCUAUAUCCUGCAUAUUUUUACAUUCCCUUAUGAAACUUGCUUCGUCUUAAAAACUUGUUCUGAUUCUCUCCUGACACUUGUGAAACAUUAAAUUGUUGCUGUUUCAGACA
Molecule: messenger RNA, 3106 nt
Organism: Tyto alba (common barn owl)
Lineage: Eukaryota; Metazoa; Chordata; Aves; Strigiformes; Tytonidae
Gene: TMEM263
Product: transmembrane protein 263
Exons: 5
Coding region: 328-678 (116 amino acids)
Source: RefSeq, a predicted model, not a curated record